Anisakis simplex (herring worm) is the source of this 708-nucleotide messenger RNA. The record is from the annotation of a GenBank genome assembly. NCBI's taxonomy places the organism in Eukaryota, Metazoa, Nematoda, Chromadorea, Rhabditida, Anisakidae.
AUGGGCAAUUGCCGAGCAAAGCCGAUCAAAUUAAGUGGCGAAGAAACGAAUGAACUCUGCCAUCAGACAGGAUUCACUCGAGCUCAAAUUCAUCGCUUACAUGAGCGAUUCUAUCAUCUUGACAAGAGAGGACAGGGCUUUUUGGAACGAGAUGAUUUCUUUGAGAUUCCCGAUCUGGAAAUCAAUCCGCUUAGUGAUCGCAUCAUCGAUGCAUUCUUUGCUGAAGUGUAUACUUUACCUUGGAGUCAAACUCCGAAAGUAUUAAGUCAGCUACGUUUGUCUGAGAUUCUAAUUCAGUCGGGUAAUAUCAUGAAGUUAAGGCUUUUUUCACCACAAAAUACUUCUUUCAGACGAGAUCCUGAGAAAGGAAUGUCGCUCACUGAAUUUGCAAAUGUUCUGGCUCACUUUAGGCCCUGCAAAGAGCCUAUGAAAGAUACGAUAAACUCUCGGGAGCAGAAACUCAAAUUUGCGUUCGCCAUGUAUGAUCUGAAUAAGAAUGGAUUCAUUACACGUUAUGAAUUCAAGAUUAUUUUAACGAUGAUGAUCGGACCGAGUAUCGACGCUGAACAGCUCGAAUCAAUAACAGACAGAACGAUUACAGAGGGCGAUUACGAGAAGAAUGGGAAAAUCUCGUUCGAUGAGUUUUGCCGGGUAAUUUUACCACCUUUGUUGGAUGAGAUUAGCGAUACAGCUGUGAGAUCGUUUUAA